Messenger RNA from Tarenaya hassleriana, 1614 nucleotides. RefSeq lists its product as uncharacterized. Gene Ontology annotation, cellular component: membrane. NCBI's taxonomy places the organism in Eukaryota, Viridiplantae, Streptophyta, Magnoliopsida, Brassicales, Cleomaceae. Bases 91 to 1476 code for a protein of 461 amino acids. The transcript has 5 exons. The record is from RefSeq and is a predicted model, not a curated record. Gene Ontology annotation, molecular function: metalloendopeptidase activity.
UGGAUCGAAUGACGUCGUUGAUAGGAGAGCGUGCUUCUCUCUCCUCACGCACAAAGCUGCGCCAAAGCAAAUCGAGAGGGACGGCGGAGGAUGGCGGCGGCUCCGGCGAAGGCGGCGGAGAAUAGAAAGAGGGAAGAGACUGCUGACAUGGUGAAGAAGAAGAGGGCAAAGAUAAAUUUCGCUUCUUCAGCAUUUCGCUCACCUUUCUCCAUCCUCGGCGACAUGUCUUGGUACCGAAGAACUAAGCUCCUCCUCGCCAGCUCCAGGAGAAACAUCAAGAAUCCUCCGAUGAUUUCGCCGGAAUCUCCGUCUUCCAACGCUUUCUCGAAAAUUCAUCGGAAUGGGUCUUCGAAUCUAUCACCUAAGUUUUCUGGGUUCUCCAUAUCUUCCCGCAUAUUAGGUUUACGCUUGUGUAACACUCUCGGGAAUAUGAACAUCAAUGUCUGUAAUCGGUUUCUGAGCAUUCCCAGGAAGUUUGACUGUGUUGAUCGUCACCAGGUUCAUCCUUUCAAUCCACCGGAACCGAGACGGUGGUUCCAAAACCCAGCCGCCGUAUUGGCGGCGGUGCUUGUGGGUUCAGGGGUUUUGGUCACUGGUUAUUGGAAUCAAGAGCCUGUUCCUUACACGAAACGGAGGCAAUUCGUUCUUUGGCCGACGAAAUCGAUCGUGAGAUGGGUUGAUAAAUAUAGCUUUGAGCCGUACGGGAGGCGAAUACUCCCCGCGGAUCACCCUGAGAGCAUUAGGGUUAACUCGAUCGUGAAGGAUAUCAUCGAAGGGUCGCAGAGAAGUUUGAGCCUGGAGAGUGUGCGGAACGCGUCCAUGGAUGGUACCCCAACUGAAAAUGACGGAGCCGCCAAGGAUACGGCAAAAGGACUGAAUGAGAACUGUGGCAAAGGGACAACGAGUGGGAUGAAGGGUAAAGAGGAAGGAUCACAACCCUCGAUUUCUCACUUCGAGGGGUCGAAUUGGGAAGUUCUUGUGGUUAAGGGCCCGGACCGUAGGGCAUUUUGCUCAUCUGCUGGGAAGAUAGUGGUAUACACCGGUUUGCUUGAAUAUCUCGAGACAGAUGCAGAGAUUGCCACUGUGAUCGGACCUGAGAUCAGUAGUGUCAUUGCCCGGAACUCAGAACAGGAACUUUCCUACUGGAUUUGCUGGUGGAUCUGCCUUCUGGUCUGUCUGUACACGUAUAAGCCUCUUGUUCAAAUGAUUCCGUUCUUUCUCGUCUCUCUCUUGUCCUUUCUCAAGGAUUUGGAUGCCAAAGAAGCGGACCGCAUAGGUAUGAUCUUGGUCGCCGCAGCAGGGUACGAUCCACGAGUAGCUUCCGAAGUGUACCUGAAGCUCGGGAUGCGUGAGAGGGCUUGGAGGUUCGCUGUGUCAAAAAUCAUGGAAGAAGCCCUCGUGGUUUACCACAAACAGGCUGAAUCUGGGUUUGGAGAGGGUAGGGAUGCAAAAGGAAAGAAUCAUCUUCACCUCUAAACCCAAACCGUUGACAGAAACUUGAUCCCUUGUAAUAAAAACGAACUUCAUUUUCAGGGGUUUUCAAGUGAAGAAAGAGCUCUUUAAACAAAUGUAGCGUUUUUUUCCGUUUAUAUCUAGAAACGACCUUGAUUCUAA